Molecule: messenger RNA, 1787 nt
Organism: Myotis brandtii (Brandt's bat)
Lineage: Eukaryota; Metazoa; Chordata; Mammalia; Chiroptera; Vespertilionidae
Product: ATP-dependent RNA helicase DDX18
Exons: 4
Coding region: 214-978 (254 amino acids)
Biological process (GO): maturation of LSU-rRNA from tricistronic rRNA transcript (SSU-rRNA, 5.8S rRNA, LSU-rRNA)
Cellular component (GO): nucleolus
Source: RefSeq, a predicted model, not a curated record
CUUUCAAUCAAGGAAAUUGUCCAUUUCAUCUAAGUUGUCAAAUUUAUGAACAUAAAGUUGUUCGUGAUAUUCCCUCAAUCUCUGUAGUGUUACCACAUCCCCCAUUCCUGACAGUCCUACUUAGGAGCAUUUGUAGUUGUGAAGCAGUUCUACGGAUUCCCUGAAAGGUUCGGAUUAUUCUUACGUGUAUGUGUUUCAGCACGCAGGCAGACCAUGCUCUUUUCUGCCACCCAAACUCGAAGAGUUGAGGACCUGGCGAGGAUUUCUCUGAAAAAGGAGCCAUUGUAUGUUGGUGUCGAUGAUGAUAAAACUAAUGCAACAGUGGAUGGUCUUGAGCAGGGAUAUGUUGUUUGUCCUUCCGAGAAAAGAUUCCUCCUGCUCUUCACAUUCCUUAAGAAGAACCGGAAGAAGAAACUCAUGGUCUUCUUCUCAUCUUGUAUGUCCGUGAAAUACCACUAUGAGUUGCUGAACUACAUUGAUUUGCCUGUCUUGGCCAUUCAUGGAAGGCAGAAGCAAAAUAAGCGUACGACCACAUUCUUCCAGUUCUGCAACGCGGAUACGGGGAUAUUGUUGUGCACGGACGUGGCAGCUAGAGGGCUGGACAUUCCUGAAGUCGACUGGAUUGUUCAGUAUGACCCUCCAGAUGACCCCAAGGAAUACAUUCAUCGAGUGGGAAGAACUGCCAGGGGCCUAAACGGAAGGGGGCAUGCCUUGCUCAUCUUGCGUCCUGAAGAAUUGGGUUUCCUUCGUUACCUGAAGCAAUCCAAGGUAAAGGUCUUUGCUUGGGAAGUCUUAAGUUGGAACAGAUCCUCUUGGUGGAAUUGUUGGCCAGUGCAGGUGGCCUCGAAGUGUCGAGGAGUCAUGAGUCAUUGCAGUGCUCCUGGAGCAGUUGUUACAGAUGUGGAACAGAUGAGGUUUUGUGGGGGCUGGCCCAGGAAAUGUGAACCAAAAGGACUACCCGUAUGGCUUAAUCCUUGAGUUCCGUGUUGUCAGCCUGUGUCCCUUGCCUCCUCUCCCAGUCCUGCGGCCUGUUUGAAACCACCUCCCCUCCUGUUAAAACCCCUCACACCUGACCGUCGCUGCCUCCUGCUCCCCUCCCCGCAGUCUUCUCUGCAUCUUUUUCUUGAGCAUCUUUCCCGCUUACCUCCCCAAAGCAGUGGGGUCCUCAUUCACUCCUGCCCCUUCCUCCUCCUCCUCUUCUGUCCCUCAUUUGUCAGCUGGUUUGUCUUCAGUCUUCAGUCUCUCCCUUACAGUCAGCUCUUUACCAGCUCAAGUCAUUCACUAAGAAAAAUAACUUCAACCCGAAACCCACUCUCCUACCACCCCUCCAGCCUGGCUACUGCCUGUUGCCUUUCUUCUGUCUGCAUUUUGAAUCGUGGUUUAUAUUUUCUCCAUUUUUCCACUCACCCUGUGUCCAGCGCAUCCACCAAACCUGAAUUCAUUGUAACUGUGAGUGGCCUCCGUUGCUGGGUGUGGUGAAUGCUCACCAGGCCUGCGCGUCCCUGCAUUUGCCUCCUUGUCAGCUCCCGGCACAGUGUUGCCAGGUGGAUUUUCCUCAUUCCACAGCUCCGCGCAGCUUUCCAGAAUUGCUGCUAGACUUGGCACUUUCUCUCUGGAAUGCCCUUGCCUGGUUCUCUAGACUGCCUCUGGCUUCAGCUAGCUGUGUCUGUUCUGGGAAGCCAGCCCUGACCUCCAUGUCCCCACAGCUGUGCUGGCAGCUACGUCCUCCCAGCACCCAGCAUAGGUCUGGCCCUCUUCCACUUACCUAGUCAGGGAUGGCUACUAAG